GAAGAAGAAGAAGAAGACGAUUUUCUCUGCUCCGAAAUUUGCAGAAUAGAAAGCUUAUGUUGUCGGUCAGCCUUGAAGAAAACUAAACGAGCAUAACUUGUCAUGAGUGUUUUCUGUCGCUUUCUCUCGAGAGGACUUCUCUGCGGACAGGCAACAUGUCGGUUUGUAACCGGACAGCAGGAUUUCAGCGGUGGCAUGCUGCGGAUGGCUCGGGCUGUUGGCUCGACAAGCCCUGUGAACCUGACCUAUGACGUGUUUGACGGGACAGGGGACAGCACCCCCCUGGUAUUCCUCCAUGGGCUGUUCGGCAGCAAGUCCAACUUCCACUCUAUAGCCAAGUCCCUGGUGCAGAGGACAGGCCGAAAGGUGCUGACGGUCGACGCCCGUAACCACGGUACCAGCACGCACAGCGCCGACCUGACCUACGAGGCGAUGACCAAUGACUUGACACACCUGCUCGCCCAGCUGCACAUCGGGAAGUGCGUCCUGAUUGGCCACAGCAUGGGGGGCAAGGUCGCCAUGACGACGGCCCUAUCGCAGCCUGGCCUGGUGGAGAGGUUGGUGGUGGUGGACAUCAGUCCAGCCCAGACCACCACCCGCACCAACUUCCACUCCUAUAUCCAGGCCAUGAAGGAUGUGAAGAUCUCUAGUGACCUCCCUCGCUCGACCGCCCGCCGCAUGGCCGAGGACCAGCUACGCAAACUGGUCAAGGAGCGCUCAGUGCGCCAGUUCCUGCUGACUAACUUGGUGGAGCAGAACGGACACUACGCCUGGAGGGUCAACCUGGACGCCAUCGCCGCGCACCUUGAUGACAUCAUGAGCUUCCCUACCUUCGAAACCACAUACGAGGGCCCCACCCUCUUCCUGGGCGGAGCCAGUUCUGCCUACAUCAGUUCUGAGGACUAUCCAGAGAUCCAGCGGUUGUUCCCCUGUGCAGACAUUCAAUACAUCCCAGACGCCAGCCACUGGAUCCACGCAGACAAACCCCUGGACUUCAUCAGCUCCAUCAGCUCCUUCCUGCAGCCCUAACCGUACUCUGCUCCAACCCUCUCCACCCACCACCACCUAAUUACUAACCCUACCCUGCUCCAACCCUCUCCACCCACCACCACCUAAUUACUAACCCUACUCUGCUCGAACCCUCUCCACCCACCACCACCUAAUUACUAACCCUACCCUGCUCCAACCCUCUCCACCCACCACCACCUAAUUACUAACCCUACUCUGCUCCAACCCUCUCCACCCACCACCACCUAAUUACUAACCCUACCCUGCUCCAACCCUCUCCACCCACCACCACCUAAUUACUAACCCUACUCUGCUCAAACCCUCUCCACCCACCACCACCUAAUUACUAACCCUACUCUGCUCCAACCCUCUCCACUCACCACCACCUAAUUACUAACCAUACUCUGCUCCAACCCUCUCCACCCACCACCACCUAAUUACUAACCCUACUCUGCUCCAACCCUCUCCACCCACCACCACCUAAUUACUAACCCUACCCUGCUCCAACCCUCUCCACCCACCACCACCUAAUUACUAACCCUACUCUGCUCAAACCCUCUCCACCCACCACCACCUAAUUACUAACCCUACUCUGCUCCAACCCUCUCCACUCACCACCACCUAAUUACUAACCAUACUCUGCUCCAACCCUCUCCACCCACCACCACCUAAUUACUAACCCCUACUCUGCUCCAACCCUCUCCACCCACCACCACCUAAUUACUAACCCUACCCUGCUCCAACCCUCUCCACUCACCACCACCUAAUUACUAACCCCUAAUCUGCUCCAACCCUCUCCACCCACCACCACCUAAUUACUAACCCCUACUCUGCUCCAACCCUCUCCACCCACCACCACCUAAUUACUAACCCUACCCUGCUCCAACCCUCUCCACCCACCACCACCUAAUUACAGGACAACCACUGGCCUUUAACAUUAUUCACGCUACUAUGGCACAGCACAAAGCCACUGUUAUCCAAUGGAGUAGAAGCACAAGCUCGGAAGGGCAUGCUAUGCUGCGAAGGCUCUGAGGGUGUCUGUCACCGCUGUUGCCUGCACUCAUCAAAGUUCAAAUCAUUUUUGGACCUUUCCAAUGUCUGUGCGUGGUGUUGUUAGGCUCCGCCCACUCACACUGGGGUCCACCUCUUAAAACAGCCAGUAGGUAGAGCUUCAAACCAGAGGAGGCGCAGCCAUCUUAGUAGACAAUCCUAAUAUUGCUAACCCUGGACCAAACUCACUCUUUCUUUCCAUGCUGACUGUCUUACCCUUAAAGGAGCUGUAUGUAAUGUUUUGGCAUUUGUAAUUUCAGAAAAUGUCUUUAAUAUAUCUACAGUAAUAGCGGAAUGAUAGUUUCAUAUUUUUUCCCCAAAAAAGAUUGGGCCCACACAAAAUUGCAUUCUAAUGGUGCAGCCUUCUUAUUGGUCAACAAAAGACAGACAAUCUCUUGUUGUGAAAUUGACUGGGGCCAGCAAAUCUCUUGUUGUCAAAUUGACAACAAGAGUUACAUAUAGCUCCUUUAACCGCCAUCUUGUAAUACACUCAAGGAUUUAUUGUGUAAAUGUAUAUUACCCUACUUAAUAGAUAUGUAAAUAGUAAGAAAAGUAGGUAGUUGGGUUGUCAGUAGGUAGUUGGGUAGUCAGAGCGGUUGAGAUUAGAUUUAAAGUAGAUAGAUUGACAGUUUGUUUUUAAAUGAGGGAGUUGUUUUAGAGGUGAGUUACUAAUCCAAAGAUCCUCUGGUCAUUGUUGCACAGUACCAUUCUACUCUAUCAGGUUGAUGUAAAUCAGCGUUGAAGAAAGGCUUCGAGCCAGGUCUUAUAUAGUCUAGUCUGGAGAUGUUCUGUAUGUAUCUGGCUACGUCUCAAAUGGCAUCCUAUAUCCCAUAUAGUGCACUAGUUAAAGAUGCACUAUGCUGAAAUCGCUCCGCCAUUUC
This is a messenger RNA of Coregonus clupeaformis (lake whitefish), 2939 nucleotides long. RefSeq names its product abhydrolase domain containing 11 (gene abhd11). The coding region runs from base 103 to 1029 and encodes 308 amino acids. Gene Ontology annotation, cellular component: mitochondrion. The record is from RefSeq and is a predicted model, not a curated record. Lineage: Eukaryota; Metazoa; Chordata; Actinopteri; Salmoniformes; Salmonidae. The transcript is spliced from 6 exons.